Fragaria vesca subsp. vesca is the source of this 3904-nucleotide messenger RNA. Its product is annotated as histone-lysine N-methyltransferase ATX5-like. The transcript is spliced from 25 exons. Lineage: Eukaryota; Viridiplantae; Streptophyta; Magnoliopsida; Rosales; Rosaceae. The coding region runs from base 327 to 3533 and encodes 1068 amino acids. Gene Ontology annotation, molecular function: protein binding. The record is from RefSeq and is a predicted model, not a curated record. Gene Ontology annotation, biological process: regulation of transcription by RNA polymerase II.
AUCGAAGAAAGACUCGCAAUUUUCCUCGAGUAUUAUCUUUUCUUUCUCUCUGUCUCUCUGGGCUUUCUACACAAUUUGCAUUGCAAUUCGCAUUGUAAUCUUUUGUAUUCCAUUUCUCUCUCAUUCUCUCUGCAGCAGUUGGAAGCUUCCCGAAAUAGAUAGAUCCCUAUUUCCCUGUUGUGUCGAUUUGUAUCUUCCAAUCACUCCCUUUUUGUUCCGUUGAGUCAAUUUUGCGGGAGAGAAAUUCCGGGGAGGACGGAGUUUGGUGAAUUGAAUUGGCUCUGUUUUCGGCAAUCCAAUUUGGGGAUUAGGGUUUACAGCCGAGGAUGAUAAUCAAGAAGAAUCUGAAAUCGCAAAUGCCGAGUCUGAAGCGGUGCAAAUUGGGCGAUUCCGAGGAGGAAGAGAGCUCGGGGAGGAAGAAGAGGAAGACCAACGGGUAUUACCCGCUCAAUUUGCUCGGUGAGGUCGCCGCCGGGAUUAUUCCGGUGAGUUUUCGGGGCUUGCUUGGGGCGGAGAAGGGUGGGUUUUCGUGGUGCACGGAAGUGUCGUGCUCGCCGCCGCCUCCGGAGGAGGAGGAGGAGGAGGCGGUGGUGGAGUCGAAAUCGAAGGCUGGUAAGUCUGCAAAAGCCAAGGCGGCGGAGGUGUCGAGGCCGCCGCUGGUGAGGACUUCGAGGGGACGAGUUCAGGUACUGCCGUCGAGGUUUAAUGACUCGGUUAUUGAGAAUUGGAAGAAAGAGAGCAAGAGUAAUGUGCGUGAUAAUGUGGAAGAUGAGAAGCCGAGCUUGAAGCCCCAGAAGAAUGGGAAGAAGGUAAGGAGUAAUGCUGAGAGGAUUGGGUAUGGUUCAAAGAAGUAUUCGGGUUUGUGUGAAGAUGAAGAAGAAGAGGAGGAGGAGGAGGAGGAGGAAGAAGAAGAAGAAGAAGAAGAAGUGGAAGAAGAGGAAGAAGAGGAAGAAGGGUAUAUGCCGUAUAAGAGUUAUAACAUGAGGAAGUAUAACUCCGGCUCGCGUAGUACACUCACUUCAAGGAAAGACGGGUUGUAUGGACCAGAAGACUUUUAUUCCGGUGAUAUAGUGUGGGCAAAGCCGGGGAAGAAGGAGCCCUUCUGGCCUGCCAUUGUUAUUGAUCCAAUGACGCAAGCGCCGGAGUUGGUUCUGAGGGCUUGCAUACCUGAUGCAGCCUGUGUCAUGUUUUUCGGGUACUCUGGGAAUGAGAACCAAAGGGAUUAUGCCUGGGUUAAAAGGGGAUCGCUUUUUCCGUUUAUGGAUUAUAUAGGCAGGUUUCAAGAGCAGUCUGAACUAGGAAACUGCAAGCCUUGUGAUUUCCAGAUGGCAACUGAGGAGGCAUUUUUGGUGGAACAAGGAUUUACAGAGAAGUUGUUAGCAGAUAUAAACAUGGCAGCUGGGAACCCAGUGUAUGAUGAAUCUCUACCUAGAGGAGUUCAAGAGGCUACUGGUUCCAAUCAUGAUCUGGACUAUCAGUUUGUUGACCAGGCAAGUUCUCCUAAGAUCACUUUUUUUCAAAGAGUACCCUGCGAAGGCUGCGGCUCGGACCUCAAACUGCCAAAGAAACUGAAGGUUCCAACUUCUGGAGGUCAUUUCCUUUGUAAAUCAUGUGCAAAGUUAACAAAACCGAAACAUAUUUGUGGCAUAUGCAAGAAGUGGAAUCAUUCUGAAAGUGGAAGUUGGGUCCGGUGUGAUGGUUGCCGAGUAUGGGUGCAUGCAGAAUGUGAUAGAAUUAACACCAAUUAUUUUAAGAAUUUGGGGGGCAUCACUGAUUAUUUCUGUCCUCCUUGCAAAGUAAAGUUUAACUUCGAAUUGUCAGAUUCUGAAAAGGAGCAACCAAAAGUCAAAUCUAAUAAAAAUGAGGCACAACUGGUGCUGCCUAACAAGGUUACUGUUCUCUGUAACGGUGUGGAAGGCAUUUAUUUUCCAAGUCUUCACUCUGUUGUGUGCAAGUGUGGGUACUGCGGGACAGAAAAGCAAGCACUUAGUGAAUGGGAGCGACACACAGGUUCCAAGUCCAGAAAUUGGAGGACCAGUGUCAGAGUUAAAGGCUCCUUACUGGCACUGGAACAAUGGAUGCUUCAGCUAGCAGAGUUUCAUGAAAAUGCUCUUGUGUCUGUUAAACCUCCUAAACGACCUUCUAUAAAAGAACGGAAGCAGAAGCUGCUUACUUUUUUGCAAGAAAAGUAUGAACCGGUUUAUGCGAAGUGGACAACAGAACGAUGUGCUGUAUGUAGAUGGGUUGAAGAUUGGGACUACAACAAAAUCAUCAUAUGCAACAGAUGUCAAAUAGCCGUUCAUCAAGAAUGCUAUGGAGCAAGACAUGUCCGAGAUUUCACUUCAUGGGUGUGCAAAGCAUGUGAGAAACCAGAAUUCAAGCGAGAAUGUUGCCUCUGUCCUGUUAAAGGAGGUGCUUUAAAGCCAACGGAUAUCGAGACAUUGUGGGUUCAUAUUACUUGCGCUUGGUUUAGACCUGAAGUGUCAUUCGCAAGUGAUGAGAAGAUGGAGCCUGCUCUUGGGAUCUUGAGUAUUCCAUCUAAUUCUUUUGUUAAGAUUUGUGUUAUCUGUAAGCAAAUCCAUGGUUCAUGCACGCAAUGUAGCAGGUGCUCCACUUAUUACCAUGCCAUGUGUGCAUCCAGAGCAGGGUACCGCAUGGAGUUGCACUCUCUAGAGAAAAAUGGGAAACAGAUUACGAAAAUGGUUUCCUACUGCGCUUAUCACAGGGCUCCAAAUCCAGAUACGGUCUUAAUUAUACAGACUCCUCUAGGAGUGUUUUCAGCCAAAAGCCUUCUCCAAACUAAGAAGAAGCCUGGUUCAAGGCUAAUUUCAUCUAAUAGAAUAAAGUUGGAAGAGGUUCCAACUGUUGAAACCACUGAACCUGAACCUGAGCCAUUAUGUUCUGCAAGGUGCCGAAUAUUUAAAAGAUUGAAAGAUAGUAGAAAGAGAACAGAAGAAGAAGCUGUUGCUCACCAAGUGAUGGGACAUUCCCAUCAUCCCUUGGAAGCAAUUCGAAGUUUGAACAAAUUCAGAGUAGUAGAGGAACCUCUAACUUUUUCAUCUUUUAGAGAACGGCUUUACCAUUUACAGAGAACCGAAAAUGAUCGUGUUUGCUUUGGUAGAUCCGGGAUACAUGGAUGGGGUCUCUUUGCACGCAGAAACAUUCAGGAAGGAGAAAUGGUUCUUGAAUACCGUGGGGAACAGGUGAGGGGCAGUGUAGCAGAUUUGAGGGAGGCGCGCUAUAGAUCCGAAGGCAAAGAUUGCUACCUCUUUAAGAUUAGCGAAGAAGUGGUAGUAGAUGCCACCGAUAAAGGAAAUAUAGCACGGCUGAUCAAUCAUUCGUGCAUGCCCAAUUGUUAUGCGAGGAUCAUGAGUGUUGGUGAUGAGGAAAGUCGGAUUGUACUUAUUGCAAAGACUAAUGUGUCUGCUGAUGAUGAGCUAACGUAUGAUUACUUGUUUGAUCCAAAUGAGCCUGAUGAAUUCAAAGUUCCUUGUCUAUGUAAAGCUCCCAACUGCCGGAAAUUCAUGAAUUAGUAGGAAGGACGAAAAUGAUAUGUGUGCACUUUUGCUGCACUUGCACAGCCAUUGUUUCACCGCAAAGAACAAACACUAACCCAUUCCCCUACCCUGCGGGAUCUCACAGUUCAUAUACCGAAUUUGUAUUUUUUUCCUAGGAAAAGAAGAAAAAAAAGAAGAAAAGAAAGUAGAGUACUGUUUUGCUUCUGUUUAUAUAUUUUUGGGUGGACAAACUUCUAAGCUUAAUAAAAGCUAUAGUUUUUGGUUGUGGGCUGUUGUGUAUAUUUGCCUUUCUAUGAAGUAACCAUGUUCGUUUUCAUUGGAAUUGUACCAUUGGUUUUGCUAUUCUAAGAGAGACAGUUAUCCCACUAGGAAUGAAGAAGUUGCUC